Dissoconium aciculare CBS 342.82 is the source of this 1674-nucleotide messenger RNA. RefSeq lists its product as uncharacterized. The transcript is spliced from 3 exons. Bases 137 to 1471 code for a protein of 444 amino acids. NCBI's taxonomy places the organism in Eukaryota, Fungi, Ascomycota, Dothideomycetes, Mycosphaerellales, Dissoconiaceae. Gene Ontology annotation, molecular function: protein dimerization activity. The record is from RefSeq and is a predicted model, not a curated record.
CCAUACCUGCUUCCUGCUGAUCCUCCUCUGGGAGAAAUCGCCCACCACGAGUUCUUACGCAGACCAACUCUAUUACGCCCGUCGGCCUCUGCCUGACUUUCAAUCGUCGAGCAGACCCGUCGCCGGUGGCCCUGUCAUGCCGCGACCUGCUCCGCCGCCCACGCCGGGCUCCUCGAGCGACAUUCGUGGUAAAGAGGGCCUGUUCGCUGCCCCGUCCUUCCAGCUACCGCCUACUGCGUUCCAAGAGCAAUCCGACCGGGCGAGCAACAGCUCGGCGACGACCCCCUCGGCCAAUGGCUCCGACUCCUCCUACCAACCCUUAUCACCACAUACAAGCGCCGACCCGUCGAGGAAGAGGACGGCGAGCCAACAGGUCGGCGUCGUCACCAAAGAGGACUUUGCGCUCCCUCCGCCGCCCACGCGAUCCCGCAAGAUCAUCCAGAUGAAACCUCGCGAGAAUGAACCGCAAGAGCCGCUCCCACAGUCGGCGACCGUGUCGCCUCAGAUCGCCGGCAAGAGCCCCGCGAACAAUCAGGCUGCUGGCGGGAAGAGGAAACAGAACAAUGCCGGGACCACAGCAGCCGGUCGCAAGAUCGCUCGCAAAACAGCACAUAGCCUCAUCGAGCGGAGGAGACGGUCGAAGAUGAACGAGGAAUUCGGCGUCCUCAAGGACAUGAUCCCAGCCUGCAAAGGGCAGGAGAUGCACAAGCUGGCCAUUCUACAGGCGAGCAUCGAAUACCUCCGGUACCUCGAGCAAUGCGUGUCCGACCUGCAGGCGCAACACCAAUCACCUCGCCCGCAACCCCCACCGCCGGCGCCGGCCGCCCGCUCCCAGGCCAUCGAAGACGAAGACGACGAGGACGAGGAGAUGGAGGACGACCACGCCGACCCCAACCACUCCGGGACCGCGACCAGCACGACGACCCCGGCCAUGUCCGCAUACGAACAUUCGGGCUCGAUCGUGUCGCUCCCCUCCCUCUCUCAGAUCACCACCAACGCAUCGACCAGCUCCCCGUCGGUGUUCGCCGCCGGCGCCGGCCGCCACUACUCCAUCUCCUCGGCCGCCAGCCAACCGAGCUACUCCCCCUACUUCCAUUCCAACCAGACCUCCCCCGCCUUCGGUCCACAGCUCUCUCACCUCUCCGCGGCGCCCUCCUUCGGCGGCGCCUUUGGCCUGGGCAGCCCCGCCCUCAAGCCCGUCGACUCGUCCGCGUCGACCCUCCGCCAGAUCGCCGAAGGCGCCUCCGAGCUCAGCGAGAAGCAGCGUCUGACCCCUGCCGCCGCCGGCAAAGCCAACGGCAAGUCCGGCCGGAGCGAACACGAACUGGACCAAGAGGCCACCGCCGCCCUGCUGAUGCUCAACAACGACCGGCGGAAUUGGCGAGCCGGACAGCAGCACCCGCCGCCGCCACCGCCGCCGCAGCUCACCGCCCGAUGUCGCCGCCGUCGUUCGCUUCUCUCCCGCUUUUAACGAUGCCAAAGAUUUCCCUUUCUGUCGACACCUCAUCUCUCUCUCUCUCUCCCUUCCCCGACGAGCGGUACAACGUCGUCGAGGGACGGCGAUGUCUCCCGGGAUGCGGUCGGAUGUCUGUUUGUUUGUUUGCUUUUUGGGGGGAAGGAUGCGAAUCCAGCUCCGUUCAGACCGGAUGGAAAGAUUACUUCUUAUUUUUAUUU